Cetraspora pellucida is the source of this 3540-nucleotide messenger RNA. The record is from the annotation of a GenBank genome assembly. Lineage: Eukaryota; Fungi; Glomeromycota; Glomeromycetes; Diversisporales; Gigasporaceae.
AUGCAACAACGCGCAGAAGCUGAUUUACCAAGAAGCAACACUGUAAGGCAACCCUUAAAAUCCAAAAGGGAAAGAGCUGAUGAGGAUGACCUUUUUGAUGAUUCUGAGACAGAAAAGCCUACCAAGAAGAAGAGAAAACCUAAACUAAUUGUUGGAGCAUACUGUCUCGGACAAAUUACGAAAAUAAAUGCUCUGGAUAUGAUCAUAUCUCUUCCAAACCAGUUAAAAGGCAUUGUUACUAUUACAGGCAUUUCUGAACAGUUGUCCAAGAAAGCUGCAGAUAUCGCCAAUAUGAACGAUGGUGACGACGACGAUGAUGAAGAUCAAUUACUAGAAUUAUCAAAAUUAUUCAAAGUUGGUCAAUGGGUUCGAUGUGUGAUUACAAGACUGGGAAAUAAUGAUGACCAAAUAAAAAACAAGCAAAUCGAAUUAAGUUUGGAUCCAAAACUUGUAAAUUGUGAUAUUGUCCGCACCGACAUUUCUAAAGGCAUGAUAUUAUCUGCUUCCGUUGAAAGUAUAGAAGAUCACGGCUAUGUUCUCUCAAUUGGAAUGAGCGGAAUAAAUGUUUUUUUACAUAAUAAAGAAGCGUCAGAUUAUGAAUCAAAAUUCAACAAUAGUCGUCCACUUAUUGUGGGUCAAUUAUUAAAUGUUAGUGUCAUCAGCGCAGCUAAUAAAAAUCUAAUAAUUCAAGUAACCGCUAAUCCAGAUACUGUCUCAAGCGCAACUUUGCCUGACAAAGCUAUGCAAAAUAUAAGUUCACUUGCUCCCGGAAAUUUGAUUAAGGCGCGCGUUGAUAAAGUACUCGAUCAUGGCAUCAUAUGUAAAUACAACGGAAUGAAGUGUGAAAUUGAUUUUUUACACCUUGGGAAAAUAAUGUCAUCAAAUACACAGAAUCUAAAUAAAGUCUUUAAUGAGGGUGAAGAGAUCACUGCAAGAAUUGUUUAUUUAUCAAUCUCAAAUGAAACAAAGACAAUUAGAUUGUCUCUUGAAUCACAUAUUCUUCAACUUGAACCGUCUAGAAAUGUAUUUCCGAUUGGUGUUCAACUAGGAGAGGUUGUUAAAGUUAUUAUUACUAACACGCGAACGAUUAAAGAAGACAUCAUAACAUUAUCUUUGGAACCCUCACAAAUUCAUGCUAAUCUCAAUAUAGCACAUUUAUCCGAUCACUUGUCACCUACUCAUCUUUCAAACAUUGUUAAAUCGUUAAAGCCAGGUUACAUGUUAAAGGAUCUAAUAAUAAUUUCAAAAAACGAUGAAAAAGGGUUUGUAAAUGUAAGCAAUAAGCAUUUACUUAUUGAAGCUGCAAAAAAUGGUAAAUUGCCUAAAUCAAUACAAGAUAUCGAAGUAGGUAGCAUAGUACCAGGAUAUGUGAGAAGCAUUACAGAUUACGCUGUAUUUAUUGGAUUUCUGGGGGGAUUUAGUGCAAGAGCCAUGAGACAUAUGAUUGCUGACCAUUAUGUUGCAAGCCCAGCUGGGUUAUUUUAUCCUCAACAAUCGGUCAUUUGCCGCGUAGUCUCGAUUGAUAGUGAAAAUUCAAGGUGCGAAGUGUCUUUAAAAUUAUCGGAUACACCCGUUACCGCACUUCCAUAUAUACCACGAGGCGAUUUUGUAAGAACUUAUUUUAAUGAACUUUUGCCUCAAAAUGGACAAGAAUCACUUUUAACCAUAGAGAAAAAGGCCAAUAUCGGUGAGUUAGUUAAAUGUAAGGUGAAGAAACAAAUAUCCGAACAUGGAAUAUCUGGAUUUAAAGUGAAUGUCCUCUUAGUGGAUAAUACGGACGUUAAGAUAAAAGGAUUUAUACAUGAAGAUCAAGUCAACUGUAAAGAUAAAGAGGUUAAUGAAAAUGACAUUUUGGAUGGUGUUGUACUUGAUUUAGAUAUGAAAGGAAAACAAGCAGAUUUGGCCGUAAGGUCAGAGUUAGUAGACCAAUUUAAGCUACAGAAUAGCCAACCGAUCAGUAAUAAAUAUAAGAAGCUCAGGAAAAUUGCCAAAGAGGGUACUACAGUUGAUGCCGUUAUUGAAUUAGUUAAAGAGGAUUAUAUUAUUGUUUCUCUUCCAGAACAAUGGAAUACUAUUGCAUUUGCUGCGGCAAAAAGUUAUAAUAAUCGAACGCAACCCUUUAUGCGAUAUUCAUUUGGGCAAAAAGUGAAAGUACAAAUAGUUCACGUUCCACAAUUAAAUGACGGCAGUAAUAUAAACAAUCAUAGCGUAAUAGAUCGUAUUUUGGUGGCAUUUCAACAAGCAUCAAAUGAAGAAAAAAUCAUCGUUCCAAAUAUGAAAUCUAUUAAAGAUUUUUCUCCUGGCCAAAAAGUUAAGGGUAUUAUAACUGCAGUAGAAAAAUAUGGCGUUUUUAUUAAGAUUAACAAUAGUUCUGUGAGUGGUCUCUGUCAUAUAUCAAAAUUGUCAGAAGACUUUGUCAGAGAUGUAUCAGCACUAUAUAAAACUGGGCAAUAUAUAACCGCGGUGAUUUUGGACAUUGAUUAUAUUACACAAAAAGUCGCUUUUGGAAUUAAAAAUUCGUGCUUUAAGGAUUAUGGUAUAGAUUUACUUGAUGAAUCAGAUCAAGAUAUGGAAGAUACCAUAGAUGUUGAAGAUGAUGCAGCAAAAUCAAACUUACAGAUGGAAAUUGAUCAACAAAAUCAAGUGACUGAUUUUAGUGAAAGUGAUAAUGAGAUGGUUGAAGCAAACAAAAUUACGCAAAAGAUUGAAAUUACGCCCUUACCAAUUUCCGGUGCUUGGAAAUGGGAAGAUGAAAAAAAAACUGAUGUGCCCAGCAACAAUAAUGAUGAUCAAUCCAAUGAUGAAAAAUUGAAAGAAAUACCAGGAAAAAAAAAAAAGAAGAAAUCCAAAACAAUCGACGCAGUAGAUAAAACAGAAGAUUUAUUAAAGCAUAAACCAGAAGUUAAUGCGGAUUUUGAACGAUUACUAUUGGGUUCGCCUAAUUCAUCGUAUUUAUGGAUCAAUUACAUGGCUCAUCAACUCAAACUUUCUGAAAUAGAUAAGGCACGUGAAAUUGGUGAACGUGCUCUUAAAACUAUAAAUUAUAGAGAGGAACAAGAGAAGAUGAAUAUAUGGGUCGCUCUUAUGAAUUUAGAGAAUAAUUUUGGAACAGAUGAAAGUCUCGGAGACAUAUUGAAACGAGCAUUACAGGCCUGCGAUCAGAAGAAAAUAUAUAUGCUGCUCGUGGAUAUUUAUGAGCGCUCAGACAAGAAAGAGCUUGCAAAACAAACCUAUCAAACUAUGUUGAAGAAAUUUUCUCAAAGCUCCAAAGUUUGGACUAAAAUGGGGUUAUUUCAUAUAAAGAACGGUAACGUUCAAGCUUCUCGUGAUUUACUUCAACGAAGUUUACGUUCCUUGCCAAAACGAAAACAUAUUAAAGCCAUAACCAAAUUUGCACAAAUGGAGUUCAAAUAUGGAGAGGCUGAGAGGGGUCGUACGAUAUUCGAAGGAAUGAUGAGUAAUUAUUCCAAGAGAGUAGACUUGUGGUCUAUAUAUGUUGACAUGGAAAUAAAAGCUGGUGAUUUUGACAUAGUUCGGUAG